Molecule: messenger RNA, 2118 nt
Organism: Spinacia oleracea (spinach)
Lineage: Eukaryota; Viridiplantae; Streptophyta; Magnoliopsida; Caryophyllales; Amaranthaceae
Product: putative lipase ROG1
Exons: 10
Coding region: 393-1589 (398 amino acids)
Biological process (GO): lipid metabolic process
Source: RefSeq, a predicted model, not a curated record
UACGGAAUACACCAAUAAGGAGAGGGGAACGACGGCCACCGGCCAACACUAAAAAAACCCGCCAAAAGAGUGACGUUUCAAUAGCUUUCUCUCUCUUUUCUUUAUUGAAGUCCUGCUUUUCUAGAAUCCCGACAGUCCAAGACCACGUAGACUCACAUCAUUUUAUCUUUCCACCAAAUUUUCUUCUGAAAAUCAAAUUUCAUAACACUACUUUUACCAAAUCAAGUCAAAUUACAAGCUGAAGCUUCUUCUUCAAUCCCCCUUCUUCUUCAAAAAUCGACCUUAGCAAUUUUCUCAAAAUGUGGGCGCCACUUUCCAAAAUAAGUAUUUCCCCCCUCCCUUAAAAGUCAAAACCCCUUUUUCCAUUUUCCCAGAAACCAAAAAGUUUAACAAUGGCGACUGUGGAAGCUGAAAAUGCAAUGAAAGUAGGGGAAGAUUCCAUUGUUGUGAGGAACAAAAGAAAGAGCAUGAGGAAGCAGAGGAAAUCAAUGUUUUUGCCUAGAUUUGGAUGUUUUAGAUUGGGUGAUGAAUCUGCCACCUUUGAUAAGAAGAAUCAAGAUGGGAGUACUGAUAUGGUGUCUGAUCGUGGUGUAGUGGAUCAUCACCCUCAUCCAACUCACUUGAUUGUUAUGGUUAAUGGUAUUAUUGGCAGUGCAGAAAAUUGGAGAUAUGCUGCAAAGCAGUUUCUCAAGGCUUACCCUCAAGAUGUUUUAGUUCACUGCAGUGAAAGAAAUACUUCGACCUUAACAUUUGAUGGAGUUGAUGUGAUGGGUGAACGGCUAGCAGAUGAGGUGAUAUCAGUCAUUGAGCGUUAUCCAUAUCUACGGAAAAUCUCAUUCAUUGGUCACUCUUUAGGUGGUUUGAUUGCAAGAUAUGCAAUUGCCCUGCUUUAUGGGGAAAACUAUUUGAAUAGACUGUUGAAAAUGAGUGGAGAAACUGGAACCAAUAGUUGUGCAGAAGUAUUACAAGGAAAAGAUUAUAUUGGUAAAAUUGCUGGUCUGGAGCCGGUGAAUUUUAUAACAUUUGCAACGCCGCAUCUUGGUUCACGGGGACACAAUCAGGUUCCAAUAUUCUGUGGCCUCCACACAUUAGAAAUAAUAGCGCGCCAAACAUCAUGGUUUCUUGGGAAAACAGGAAGGCAUCUGUUUUUGACCGACAAAGAUAAAGAAAAGCCCCCUCUUCUUCUUAGGAUGGCAAAUGAUUGUGAGGAUCUUCCAUUCUUGUCUGCAUUACGUUCUUUCAAUCGCCGUGUUGCUUAUGCAAAUGUGCGCUUUGACCAGCUUGUUGGAUGGUAUACAUCUUCACUGCGGCAUGAAAAUGAACUCCCUAAGAGGCGACAAGUUGAAAGAAAUGACAAAUAUCGGCACAUUUUAAAUGUGGAGACGGGAGUAGUUGCUGCUCCUCAACGAGGCUCCACUUUGGCAUCCAUCAUGUAUGGCUGGAAAAAAUUGAGAACAAGAGAAAUGAUGAAAGAAAUGAUCAAGGGGCUGACCUCUGUGAGCUGGGAAAGAGUUGAUGUAAAAUUUGGUGGUGGUAAAUACCGAUUUGUUGCUCAUAAUUCAAUUCAGGUACUGUCGUGUCACAGGUGACGUCGUGUCGAAUGAACAGGUAGAAUGUAGCACCAGGCGACAAGGCAUAGGCGACAGAAGACUAACGACAAGGCAUAGGCGACAAGUGACCAGCGACAACAGACAGGCGACUAAGUGAAGAUAGGUCAAGAUCCAAGCCCAAGGCCCAAGAUAUGUCGCGCCGUCAUAUAAGCAGAACAAGUUCAAAGAGUUGUCUAACAUUACGGAAGUAGUUGAAGACUGGAAAAGAUCAUGGGACAACAGUCAGUACAAGAUCCCUAUCUUCUAGGGAUCCUGUCAACCAACAAUACCGUUGAGUUUCACGUAUAAAGGCAUGGAGCAGCGAUACCAGAAGACACAAGAGUUAACUGAAGCUCUCAAUCAUUAAAGCAAGCAUUGUAUUUUCAUUCUUUAAAGCGAUCAUUGUAUUAGUCUACCUUAUUUUUUACGGAGCAUAAACAAUUCUUUAGAUAACUUAGGAUACUUAGUGGAUUGAUAGCCUCAUAGCUAUCCGCGGUUUUUUACCUUAAUCCUGGGUUUUCUGCGUCAA